Messenger RNA from Capronia coronata CBS 617.96, 2271 nucleotides. RefSeq lists its product as uncharacterized. The record is from RefSeq and is a predicted model, not a curated record. The transcript has a single exon. Bases 1 to 2271 code for a protein of 756 amino acids. Lineage: Eukaryota; Fungi; Ascomycota; Eurotiomycetes; Chaetothyriales; Herpotrichiellaceae.
AUGGAUCAUAUCCUAUCCGAAGAUGACUUGGAGGAAUAUGAGGCUAUCAUCCCUGCGAUACCAUGGCUAGGGUACGACCACAAACCCUCAGAGACAACACAUUCCUUCGACGACUAUGCUUUGCAACGUGGCUGGUCAGCGGAGAGAUUGACGGACCUCAAAGAAGGCAGAGUCACAGCGAUGCAACAGACAUCGUUGAAACCCUUUCUGCAGAGCUGGUUCAGUAUCGGUCUGUGGGAAGCAGCAUUGGGUAAAGGACUGGAGAAAGACAGCUUCAUCAAAUCUCGAAACUCCGAACUCAUGUUCAGCAGCGAGGCUCUGCAAUUGAUAGUCAAAAACCUUGUGGCGUAUUUCAGCAUCGCUGCAGAAGAUCACUCUGGCAAGGUCGAGAUCCUGAAGCGCCUCAUGCAUGUCCUCAAGGCGGCAAGCCUGUGGAACAGAAUGCUCAGCGAGACUCAACUCUUCAUCAAGCCGAACCCUGAUUUUUGCGACGACACCUUCCACGCUGUGAUGCGGAUAUUCACCUUGCUAGGCGUGACGCUACAGUACACGGCUGAGCAUCUGGCAAUGUGGGUGAGAGUCCCUUUCCGCUCCCAACUCCAGAAUCCAUGGAGGUUCACCGACGCAUGGGAACAGCGGCUCAAGGAACGCAUGGUUGAACGAGGCUGGUGUCCGUAUAUCCAGACCAUGCUGAGUCCAUUCAACGUGACUGUACAGGAGUAUGCCGCCAUCAUAGGUCCGCCGUGGACUCGCUUUCGCCAUGAUGCGUGUUCCGCCGCCAGCUGCGUCAGACACAAUAUCGACGAAAGUUCCUACCGGCCUCUCCACACGCGGCCAGACUGUCAGUGCGCCUGGGUCAGGCCUAGCCUCCAGCGGAUACGCGACAUUCUUGACAAUGGCCAAAUCCCCCUAAUGGACUUGAACAAGAUCUCCGAUGCUGAUCGCGGGAAACUUGUGGAAGUUGUACCGUUCGAGCCUGGUAAGACCAACUAUUGUGCCAUCUCACACGUGUGGUCUGGUGGCCUGGGAAGUACCUCAGAGGAAGGCCUUCCACAGUGCGCUGUCGACAUGCUCAGCGGCUAUAUGGAAGCCACUAAAGGAUCCAAGCUUGUCUGGAUUGACUCUCUCUGCAUACCACGCGACAGGAGACUGCGAAAGCUGUCCAUCCAUACCAUCAACAGAGUCUACAGUCAGGCGAACACGACGCUGGUGCUUGACCCGGAGCUGAUGCGCACCCCUUCACCCAGUACGCGUCGAAUGCUGGUGUGGAUCACAACAACGGCCUGGAUGCAGAGAAUGUGGACGCUUCCCGAAGGGGGGUUGUCUCGCCUUCCAUACAUUGCUUUCGAGGACGGUGCAGUCCCUCUGCAGCAGUGUCUCGCGGACGACUCGAGUGAUCUCCAUAACCCCGUCACUGGCGCCCUGGACCCACAUUUGUGGGGGUUGUUUUCCCAAGAGGUGAAUGGACUUCGAUAUAUACAUCAGUCUUUGUGUUAUCGCACAACCAGUAAGCGGGAAGAUGAAGUCCUAGCUCUCGCUGCCCUGUUUGACAUGGACACCCGACCCAUCUUGGAAAAGACUUCCAUGGAUGAACGAAUGGCCCUGUUUUGGAUGUUUCUCAAGGACAAGGUGCCCAUCCCGAUGAAUAUUAUUUUCUUGAACACCCCUAGACUCCCAAUUCCAGGUCUUCGCUGGGCACCGAGUAGCCUCCUCAACGCAGGCAGGCAGCUCGGCCUUAUAGCUGCGCCCAAGGGAAUUGACUCGUAUAAUGUACAGUUGGAUGAUGACGGCACUCUAACGGGGACAUAUGUCGUGAUACGCCUGAGGAAAAGAGCGGAGAUCUGGCUGGACAAGUUCAAUCCAAUCUGGCUGACCUUCGUUCCAGAUCGAGGUUCAACACAGCUUCGCAGCGCUCCAUUCACCAUUGAAACCGGAGGCGCGGACAGGGCAGGUGUACUUCAGGACAUUGACGCAUUUGCGGUCAACGUAACCAACAUUGACGCAACAACAUCGCAGUCUUUGGCCAACGAGCUAGUGGCCACUGUUAGGUCUGUCAUUGCGCUGACCUUGGACAUUCCGGAGUCACAGAAACCGACCGAUGGUCCGCGUGCUGGGGCUACAGCUUCCACUGAGACCGACGCCCACGCAGCGGCACAUCCAAACAGCCACUCGUUUAAAGCUCGCCGUCGGUUGCAGCUUGCACCUAUAGAAACGACAGGCAAUGAAUUGAUGUCCGGAACAGUCGGAUGGGCACGCAUCUCAAUAUCCUGA